UGCAUUUCACGAUAAAAUCAAAUACAUACUGUACCCCAACCACCUUCAUCUUUCCUACUAAAAAUCCCAAUUCCCUUUCCUUCCUCAUCCUUUCCAAUCUCAAACAAUCAAUAUCUCCAAUUGUCAGAAAACUUCCCUGAAUCUCUGAAUCCCUUCAUCCGACUUUCAAAGAGUUCUCAUCUCAUCUCCAACCUGUCGAAUAAUCAUUAAUUGAGUUGUUUACUCCCUUCAACAAAAAUUCGCCUUCAAGAUGUUUAUCAAAUCGAUCGUCGGUCUCAGCAUCGUUGCUCUCGUUGCAGCUCAAAGCAGCAGCUCCAACGCCACCAUUGAUCCAAACUCAAUUGAUCCUUCGAUGAGAGGUAAUUACCAUCAAAAUCUAUCUUCUGAUAGAAUAAUAGAUAUUAAUCGAUUACAGCUCAAUGGUGUAAUGCCCAACUCAAUACUUGCGGUACUUUGUGCAAUGGUGCUGUCAACGACAACACCUGUGACACUGUAAGUAACUCAUCUGCACCGCACUGCCUUGAUUUUGGUGCUUGCUAUCAAGCUUUUAUCAUAUACUGAUUUGAGAUUCGCGAUAGACUGACUUGAACUACACCUGUACCUGCACUUCAAAUUCGUCCACACCAGGUCUUCAAUACUACACUCAAACCUUACCAACUUAUAUUUGCGAACAAGUUUUCUCCAACUGCAUUGCCGCAGGUGAAAAUGAUGCCGCGGCUCAAAAGCUUUGCAGUCAAAACGAAGCCACCAACUGCGGUCAUUUGGAUCCAGACAAGUACGUCCCUGCUGCCGCCUCUUCCUCCAGUUCAAGUGCCUCCGCAACCGCUACCCGUACAUCAACUACCGCCGCUUCCGCCACUUCCGCAUCCGCCUCCGCCACUGCUUCCACUGGUGCCGCUUCAGCUUUGAACAUUGGUCGUGAAUAUGGUACUGGUAUUCUUGCUGCAGGUAUUGCAGGUGUCUUUGGUUUGGUUCUUUAAAAAAGGUGUCCGGAAGAUGGAUUUGGGAAUAAUACAACAAUCUUUGUAUUUUUGCAAAGAGCAUGGGAAACUCUCUGUAUCAUCCAAUGAUGAUCAUGUGCAUAAUCAUUGUCUUUUUGUUUUUUUAGCGCGUGUUUAUUCUUUUCUGAUUGGCAUUGGUGUUUUUGGUUCGUGGUUUGUCACGUUUCUACAUCAAACUAUAUUCAUUUGAUGUCCUCGAGGGCAUUGAAGAAGUGGCUGAGCUGCUAGGGUUAUAAGAAACAGAUAUUUUAAUACUGAUCAAAGGGGAUGAUUAAUGAUGGUGAUGAGAGUGGACAAUGUUGGCUUUUUAAGCUUAUCAUUGAUACCAUGUUUAUAUACUGGCGUAGCAUAGCAUAGUAUAUACAAAUAAUUCGAUUGUGCACGCCAGAAGUUUUUGAUUGAUGAUGGGUGGUGAUUGACUUGUGUGUGUGUAUGUAGAUG
Messenger RNA from Sclerotinia trifoliorum, 1442 nucleotides. The record is from the annotation of a GenBank genome assembly. NCBI's taxonomy places the organism in Eukaryota, Fungi, Ascomycota, Leotiomycetes, Helotiales, Sclerotiniaceae.